AGCAGGACGGCGCAGCACGGUGCGGUGCAGCUCCGGCUCCCCUUCCCCCCCCUUGCUGGGCGAGAGGUGUCUAUGGGGCGUCCGCUGCCGCCGCCGCUCCCGCCACCGCCGCUGGGUGCUGUCUCUAUGGCGAGGAGGAGGAGGAGAAGCGCGAGCUCAGUGACACAAGUAUACAAAUAAAGGAUAAAGUAUUUUAUGAAACAGAAUCUUCAAUCAAGUAUAACAUUUUGAUGCUUGGCAGCUAGACUCCUUGUGCCCUCACUAUGCCAGCAGCAACGGUAGAUCAUAGCCAAAGAAUCUGUGAAGUUUGGGCUUGUAACCUGGAUGAAGAGAUGAAGAAAAUUCGUCAGGUUAUUCGAAAAUAUAAUUACGUUGCUAUGGACACCGAGUUCCCAGGUGUGGUUGCAAGACCCAUUGGAGAGUUCAGGAGCAAUGCCGACUAUCAGUACCAACUACUGCGAUGUAAUGUAGACCUGUUAAAGAUAAUUCAGCUGGGACUGACAUUUAUGAAUGAGCAAGGGGAAUACCCUCCAGGAACUUCAACUUGGCAGUUUAAUUUUAAAUUUAAUUUGACGGAAGACAUGUAUGCCCAAGACUCUAUAGAGCUACUAACAACAUCUGGUAUCCAGUUUAAAAAGCAUGAAGAGGAAGGAAUUGAGACCCAGUACUUUGCAGAACUCCUCAUGACUUCGGGAGUGGUCCUCUGUGAAGGGGUCAAAUGGUUAUCAUUUCAUAGUGGUUAUGACUUUGGCUACUUAAUCAAAAUCCUGACCAACUCUAACUUGCCUGAAGAAGAACUUGACUUCUUUGAGAUCCUUCGAUUGUUUUUUCCUGUCAUUUAUGAUGUGAAGUACCUCAUGAAGAGCUGCAAAAAUCUCAAAGGUGGUUUACAGGAAGUUGCUGAACAGUUAGAGCUGGAACGGAUAGGACCGCAGCAUCAGGCAGGAUCUGAUUCAUUGCUCACAGGAAUGGCCUUUUUCAAAAUGAGAGAAAUGUUCUUUGAAGAUCAUAUUGAUGAUGCCAAAUAUUGUGGCCAUUUGUAUGGCCUCGGUUCUGGUUCAUCCUAUGUACAGAAUGGCACAGGGAAUGCAUAUGAAGAGGAAGCCAACAAGCAGUCAUGACAUGAAAGAUAGUCCUUUUAUUUUUAUUUUAUUUGGGCUGCACACAUGCUUGUAUAUAGGUUUUAUCUCUGGUUGAAUCUCUUGAACAACAGACAGUACUUUUUUUCCUUUCAUAUCCCAUUUUAUUUUUUGUCUUUCAGUACUAAGUAUGACCAUCCUAUUUCAGAGCUCAACUAGAAAAGCAUUCAGGUUAAAUUUGGCCUUAAUAUACUUGUUCGCAGGCGUGUGUGACAGAGUGGGAAAGCUGCAUCAUAUAAACUUGACCGACUUGAGCUUGGCUUGUGUUUCCCCUUUUCUAAAUUAACUAGCACUGACUGUAAUUUAUUUCCCUGUUUCAUGUGUCCCUUCCAUUCUGUAAGAGUUUUAGCUAUUUGAGAUUGUGGACCAUCAACUUUGCACUUUAGAGAGUGAUUCUGACUCAGAUCCUCUGUUUUAGCAGAAAAUUUUCUUGCUCUUAGCUGGAAAAAUGGCCAUCUGCCAAUUUACAAAGUAUUUACUUGUUUUUGACCCGUGAAAUACAGCACAUGCAUUGUGCAAAUGGGUGACUCUACAAGACUACAAAAAAAAAGACAAAAAAAAUGACUGAGGAGCUUAACCACUGCUGUUUCUGUACGUAGUGUUUAAUCUUCCGAGCACAUCCAGCGUGUGUCAGUGUGUCACGCGCACGUGCGGCUGCUCUGAGACUGGAGAGCUUGUCAGACCCGCUCUCCACCCUUCAGGAACACCCCUCGUUUGUGAUCGGAUGUUUAUGGUCUGCCAGGAAACUGGUCUCCCGAGAUGUUGAAGCUGCAGUUUUAUGAUAGUAUACUUCCCUUAUCUGCUUCUUCUUCUUCCAUCAGUGUUCACCCUUAUUUUAAAUUUUUAAAAAUUUUAUAGCCAUACUUACGAGCUCUUGUUGUUGAGUCCACAAAUCAAUUUCAUUAAAGUCCAAAGAUAGCAAAUCUUUAGGUAUAUUUUGUACCAAAUUAAAUUAGGAGACAAAAAAUCGUGCUUGCAUAGUUGUUACAAAGAUAAAGAAUGGAGAGAUUUGGUGCACAACAAUAAAAUACAAAAAUAUAUGUGUUAGCUGGUGUAUGUUGAUAUAAUAUACACACAGCUACUAUAUAGAUAUUAAAAUUACCUGAGGAGUGUAAUGUUUGUUUAUUUUUUGUGUAUAUCUUUGCAAUCUAUUUUAUAUAUAUUGACAAAAGAGACUGUGAAAUAUUUAGCCAUACAGAGUAUGUGACUAGACCAGAGCAUGUGUAGGAAGACAUUUUGGAAAUCAUUAAUUCUACCCGGAAAUUAUGGACUAGAAGUUAUGAUGUAUGUUCUCUGCACUUCAAUCAGUAAUAUUAGCAAAUCUCCAAAUGUUAGAUUGGUUUGUUCUUGUACAUUCGUUAUUCAUGAUGUUACAGUGCUGUAACUGGGUGGUCCUUUUUAAACAAAACAUUAUUUGCAAAACAGAGGGUAUUAUUUGUUUUUAAAGCUUUUGUAAAUAAAGGCUUCAGAAAUGUUUUCAUAUAUAUGUUGAUGACUGGUAAUUUUGUUUUGGAAAUAUUUAUUUGGAGGAUUUUUUUUUAAAGGUUUGGGCAACUGAACAGAACUCAGUAGCUUCAUUAUCACUAAUUACUGAAAAAUCAGUGUGAGCCUUCUGCAUUUCAACGCUGUUGGCUUAUUCUUCAUGAAUACCUCACCUGGGUGUUAACUGAUUUGUCUCUCCAGGGAUGCAUUUAUUCUGAAAGAUUUGCCAAGUAAAUGCACUUGGAGUAACUUAAUGUGGCUUCUUUUUAAAGCUGAUGCAAUAUAGCAGAUGUGUAAUUGGUGUCCUUUUAUUUGGAUCAUCACCUCAAAAAAUGAUAAAAGAUUGCCUUUUGAAUAGACACAUAGUUGCUGAAUUUCAUAGUCUGUAUCAAUUUCGGUUUCUGUCUGUAAGCAAUAUAAUAUUUUAUAACUUCAAUGGUAAGAGGAACAUUAUAACCUUUACUCAAUCUGGCUUGUGGAUAAGACCCUGGGCUGAACCUUUUUAGUGUCCUAAGCCGUUAACUCUGGGCUCACCAUUCUCUGAAAUCUGCUAGAGCAAGGCCUGCAGGCCCAAACCAGCCUAAUGCCUGUUUGUGUGGCCAGUUGGCGAGAAUGUUUUUUUACUGUUUUAAAAUUGUUGGGAAGAAAAUAUUUUACGAUGUGAAAAGUAUAUUUACAUUUUAGUGCCCCCAAGUUCAGUUGCAAUAUAGCCCCUCUCACUCACGGGCUGUGUCCACGGGCCGCAGCGUGGUGGGGAAGCAGAGCAGCUGCUGCGGAAACUGCCUGUGGCCGUCCCUUCGUUUCCCAUUUUCCCGUGGUAUGCUCCCAAACCGGUGACAUGGGCACAGGACCUGACAGCGUCUGGGGUGUGCCACAGUAUUUUUCUGUUACCGAUUCAUACCCGUUGUGUCUUAAGCGCACUUUGAAUGGUGUGCUGUUGAGGCACAUUGAAGUAUGCAUUAUCUAAUCAAAUGAUACGCUAAAAAACCCACAUCGAAUGUUGACAUAACCGGGCCAAAGUGUCAUCACGAUAUUGCCAACUCAUGGGAAAGCAGCAAUUAAGAGAACUAUAAAUUUUAAAAUGGAGUAACUCGUCACAGCAUUGCUUCACAAUAACAAAAAAUGGAAAUGCAGCUGCCAUCAGAGGACACUUGCGAGGGGCCCGUCAGGUGGCCGAGCAAAGGUGCUCGCUGAUGCCGAGGCACCCAGGUUUCUUCAGGGUGGUGGCCCAGAGAAAGGUGUCUAGAGGAGACUUCAGCCUUUCGGUGAGAACAGCUGCUGGAAGAGAGAGGCCAUUGUUCACAACAUCAGCAGGCAGUUCUAAAACCAGACAAAUGCUUUUGAGUGUUUUUCUCUGGCCCCUGAUGAGUCAGUACUGUCCAGCUCUUAUCUGAGAAACCAGCACCUAGUUUGAAGAGACUGAAGAAUCGGUUUCCAUUGUACUAAUGGUCUUUGUGGAAUGACGACAGGUGCGCAUGUUUUCAAGAAGUUGAGGAGCUGGCCAGUCAGUACGGCCGGAAGCGGAAUCCACCGAGAUGCUGCGCCUGACGGUGGUAAACACGCACAGAGCAGAAAACAGCUGGUCCCGUGUAAACACUCGUGACAGUGUACUGAAGGUGUAUGGGCUUGGUAGGCCCCCAUUUCACUCUGUCAUACUCCUUUGUUUUGUUUUCUUCUGAACAGCAAUUAACAUUUUCAUUGUUAGCUGGUGUCUUACUACUGCAAAGAUCAUGUAGAAAGUCAAUAAAGUCAUGAUUCAGCUCUA
Artibeus jamaicensis (Jamaican fruit-eating bat) is the source of this 4386-nucleotide messenger RNA. RefSeq names its product CCR4-NOT transcription complex subunit 7 (gene CNOT7). Gene Ontology annotation, cellular component: CCR4-NOT core complex; P-body; CCR4-NOT complex. Bases 264 to 1121 code for a protein of 285 amino acids. The transcript has 7 exons. NCBI's taxonomy places the organism in Eukaryota, Metazoa, Chordata, Mammalia, Chiroptera, Phyllostomidae. Gene Ontology annotation, molecular function: poly(A)-specific ribonuclease activity; nucleic acid binding. The record is from RefSeq and is a predicted model, not a curated record.